Molecule: messenger RNA, 1665 nt
Organism: Vicia villosa (hairy vetch)
Lineage: Eukaryota; Viridiplantae; Streptophyta; Magnoliopsida; Fabales; Fabaceae
Exons: 3
Coding region: 1-1665 (554 amino acids)
Source: RefSeq, a predicted model, not a curated record
AUGCCUUCAUUGAACAUCCCUGAUACGUUCAACAAAGCAAAAGGCAUGAUAAGGGACUUAGGAUUGGAUUAUAAGAAGAUUAAUGCUUGUUGUAAUGAUUGUAUGAUAUAUUGGAAAGACCACGAGAAUGAUACUUCUUGCCAUGUUUGCGGUGCUCCACUGUGGAAUGAAGAUGUAAAAGAAAAUGAUAAAAUUGAAAAAAAUCAUAAGUCUCAUAAAGUUCCUUCAAAAGUUUUGAGACACUUUGCCUUGAUUCCAAGACUUCAACGACUAUUUAUGUGUUCAAAGACAGCUAGCUCAUUAAGGUGGCAUGAUGAAGAGCAUUCAAAAGAUGGAAAGUUGAGGCACCCUGCAGAUGGAGAAGCAUGGACAGAGUUUGAUAAAUGUCAUUCUGAAUUUGCUAAUGAGCCGCGUAAUAUAAGACUCGGAUUGGCCAGCGACGGAUUUAAUCCAUUUCGAACCAUAAAUUUGUCUUAUAGUAGUUGGCCCGUGGUAUUAAUACCAUAUAACUUUCCACCUUGGUGGUGCAUGAAGGCUGAGUAUUCUAUGUUAUCUUUAUUAAUCCCUGGACCAUUUUCACCUGGGAAUAAUAUUGAUAUGUACCUUCAACCUUUGAUAGAGGAGUUGAAAGUGUUAUGGGAUUUGGGUGUAGAAACAUAUGAUGCACCACUAAGUCAAACUUUCCAAAUGCGGGCAGCUCUCUUGUGGACUAUUAGUGACUUUCUUGGGUAUGCUAUGUUGAGUGGGUGGAUUACAAAAGGGAAACUAGCAUGUCCUUGUUGUAAUUAUGACACUAAUUCAAUAUAUUUAAAGAAUAGUAAAAAGGUGUGUUACAUGGAUCAUCAUGUUUUUUUGCUCGAGGAUCAUAAAUAUAGGUCAAAUACUCGGAAUUUCAAUGGGAGCAUAGAAGAUAGGCCACCACCAGAGUUGUUAACUUGGGAACAAAUAUCAGAGAAACUAAAGGACGUCAAUAAUUCUUUUGGGAGGUUGCAAAAUAAAAGUAAUAAUGGUCCAUGGAAGAAGAAAUCAAUAUUUUUUGAGUUACCAUAUUGGAAGCAUAAUACUUUACGCCAUAACCUUGAUGUGAUGCACAUAGAGAAAAACAUAUUUGAUAGUAUAAUUGGGACUUUGUUGGAUAUCCCAGGAAAGACAAAAGAUCAUAAAAAUGCACGUUUAGACUUGCAAGAGAUAGAUGGUUAUGCUUCAAACAUUUCAAGAUGUGUUCAACUUGCUGAUAAGAAAGUUAGUGGAUACAAGAGCCACGAUGCACAUUUCAUGUUGCAUUACUUACUUCAAGUGGCUGUAAGAAGCACAAUGGCAAGCCAGGUUGCACACCCAUUAAUUCUGAAUGAGGUAAGAAUGGGAGGACCUGUUCAAUUUCGGUGGAUGUACUUUCCAGAAAGAUAUCUAGGAAAAUUGAAGGGUUAUGUUCGUAAUAAAAGUCGUCCUGAGGGUUCUAUUGCUAAAGGUUAUUUGGUUGAAGAAUGCUUGAUAUUUUGCUCUCGGUAUUUGCAUAAUGGUGUUGAAACAAAAUUCACUAGAAUGACAAGGAAUAGUGAUAAAUGUGAUCCUCAUGAGGCUGAACAUGAAAUUCCAAGAUCUUGUCCUAAUGUUGGUCAUCCUAUUGGAGGAAAGAGAAAGGGUGAAGCAAUUUCUUUGGUUUGA